AUGACAGGAUCGCCAUCAGCAGCUAGCAACAUCAUCAGCAAACAACCCACAUCAGUUCCUUCAUCAGUUCCGACAAGAAUGACUGCCGCCGCCACAAUCCUUCCAACCGCUGAAGCACCGUCGACAAACGGAGCCUCACCCCCAACUCCAGUUCCGCGACAAGGAACUUACUCCAAACCAUACAAGGGCAAAAAACGGGGUCCUUCUAAUAGUAAUCAAAUGUCCAACAGCAGUAAAAUUCAGGUUUUCCUGUUGAGCGCUGCCAUUUUUCUGGCCCUCUUUUUGCUGAACCGGGGGUACAAUCACAGCAACGCACAACAAGAACGCAACCAACAAAUCCAACAAGAGCAAGAGGAACAAAUGCAAGAUCGUCAGCAAGAGGAACAAAUGCAAGAUCGUCGUAAGCAACUGCUGAUGGAAAAGUUUCACUUUACAACCAUUGACGAGCAGCAACAACAACAACAACAACAACAACAACAAGACGGCUCCAGUAGUUCUUUUUUCAGCAGUGACAAGAGUAGCAAAAAUGCUAACAAUAAUAACGAGGAGGAGUCAGAAGCCAAGAUCAAUGACGCCAAUGACUACGACAAAGUGGAGAGACUGGAUGAUAUUGAGGCAUCCUGUGAUAGCAGCAAUCAGUUGGCUUCUUCCACCACAGAACAAAAGGCAUCGAAUGAGAGUGCGGAGAAUAAUAAAGAUGAUGCUUAUUCUUCGACAGAUCGUUCAAUUUUGGAACGAAUCGAGGACAGUGCUGAUCAUUAUUGUGAGAGCACUGACCAAGAUGUUAAAAACCAGAAUGUGCAAGUGGAAGGGGAAGGUCACGGCAAUAUUGCCAAUCAUCACUGUAUGGAAUCGAAUACCGCCACUACAGCGUCCUUCUUUGGUGGCCUUUGGACCCAGCAGCAGGAGCCAUCGCAUACUACUUCUACUACUACUACUGCUACCAACAACGACAACAAUAACAACAGCUGCAGUAACAACAACGAGUGCAGUAUUUGUCUGGAUACCUAUCAAAGUGGGGAUACCAUUUGCGUAUCCAAGAAACAAGCUUGUCAGCACGUCUUUCAUCAUGAGUGCAUUGAGGAAUGGCUCAAAAAGCGAGAUCACUGUCCACUUUGUAGAGUGAAUUUGAUGAGCAACAGUAGCAGUAGUUAG
Molecule: messenger RNA, 1155 nt
Organism: Cylindrotheca closterium
Lineage: Eukaryota; Bacillariophyta; Bacillariophyceae; Bacillariales; Bacillariaceae
Source: the annotation of a GenBank genome assembly